This is a messenger RNA of Plasmodium gonderi, 729 nucleotides long. RefSeq lists its product as hypothetical. Gene Ontology annotation, molecular function: calcium ion binding. NCBI's taxonomy places the organism in Eukaryota, Apicomplexa, Aconoidasida, Haemosporida, Plasmodiidae. The record is from RefSeq and is a predicted model, not a curated record. The coding region runs from base 1 to 729 and encodes 242 amino acids. The transcript is spliced from 3 exons.
AUGUGUAGAGGUUUACGGAAAGUUUUGCUCGAACAGCAGGUUAGGAAAAAGAUUUCAUACGUUGAUAUAAGGGAAUAUGCAAACAGUAGAAAUUUAUUCUUUUGCACAAAUGAGUAUAAUAAGAAGAGUAUUGGUAUCCAGUGUAAUUGGCUUAAUAGUGGUUUCAUUGUGUGUGACAGGAAAUAUAUAACGAGAUAUUGGGCGGAAAGUACAAAGAAGAAAAUUCACGAUUCGAAAAUUAAUGAAUGGAGAGAACAAUUCCCAAUUUUGAAUGAAUAUGAUGAUAAAGAUUUGACAAUAUGGAGAGAAGCUUUUAACAAAAUGGAUAAAGAUAAAGACAAUUUUAUUUCACAUGCAGAUUUACAAAAAAGCGAUUGGAGUUUGGAAAAAUAUAAUUUGUUCCAAAAUUAUGAUAUGGAUAAGAAUAAUUUGAUUGACUUUGGUGAGUAUAUACAAGCAAUCAUUGACAUUGAUACUCAAUAUUUUAAAAAUUUUUUUCAAGGCUUUAGCAAAAUAGACAUUGAAUUGGAGUUCCAGAAAUAUGCCAUAACCGAAAAAGAGGAAAACAAAAAAGUCAUCCCCUUAACGAAAUUAAUGCAAAUGUUGAAGGAUAAGGAAUUCACAUGCGUAACUGAAACGGAUUCAUUGAAGUUGUUCAACGCAAUGGAUUUAAACAAAGAUGGCGCACUGGACUUUGAAGAUUUUCUUGGGUGGCUUGGGAAAAAGUAA